Messenger RNA from Ipomoea nil (Japanese morning glory), 1041 nucleotides. RefSeq lists its product as uncharacterized. The coding region runs from base 1 to 1041 and encodes 346 amino acids. The transcript has a single exon. The record is from RefSeq and is a predicted model, not a curated record. Lineage: Eukaryota; Viridiplantae; Streptophyta; Magnoliopsida; Solanales; Convolvulaceae.
AUGCGCCUGGAUGAGGGGGUUGGGCGUGGUGAGGGCAGUAGGUUUCCAGGAUGGGGUGGGUUGUCGGUGGAGGUUGGCGGGUUGAGGGAGAGGCUGGGAGACGGUAGGGGGCAGGGUGGUGGAGAAGGGCCGGUAACUGGCCGACCGAGGGGGGAGGUGGGUGUGGCGGAAUUGACAGAUAGGUGGGCGGAGAUGGCUUUGAUGGAGGAGGAGGGGGCGGUGUUUAUGCGGGAAGGUGGGGAUGGGGUAGUAGAGGGUGAUGGGGAGGAGGAGGAAGAGACUUGGAGGAUUGUCGGGCGGGUUUUGACGCAGAAGAUGAUAAAACUGGACUUUAUGAGGCAGGUUCUGGCGUCUGUUUGGAAACCGGUACGUGGAGUACAGGUAACGGAGAUUCAAAGGGGUUUGUUCUUGUUUGUGUUUUUCCAUAAGACAGAUAUGGAAUACGUGCUGAAUGGAGGACCCUGGGCCUUUGAGAAUAAUGCACUUGUGUGUCAGGAGGUGUUAGAUGGGGUGAAUCCUAUGGAUGUAGAGCUGGAUAAGAUUGACAUGUGGGUACAGUUGCAUGAUAUGCCAAAGGGAUACACGUCGCAUGCAAUUCUAGAACAGGCAGGAAAUUUUUUGGGCUCUUUUGUUAAACAUGAUGACCGAUUUGAAGGGGCGCCAUGGCUAACGUUUCACCCUAUUCGGGUGUCAAUUUCGGUUGAUAGGCCGCUUAGAAGGAGGAUGAGGUUGAUGAAGAGAGAUGGGACUACAGCAUGGGUAAAUUUUAGAUAUGAACGGCUGCAUAAGUUUUGCUACUUUUGUGGUUGUAUGGGUCACUUGCAUACUUUCUGCAUGCACGCUAGGGAGGCUGGAAUUCCGGUCGAAAGGUACCUGUACGGUCCGGAUAUGCGAGCUGGUGGAUCCCGGAGCGCUCCUAGAGCGGUUGGGGAUAGCUGGCUUGUUCCGAUUGGCGGGAAACCACGACCACUGGGAGUCAAGCCACGUGUGGUGGAUGGGGGGAUAGGGAAGUGGGGGUGUCACACCCACGAGUAUGUCUAA